Parnassius apollo (apollo) is the source of this 2745-nucleotide messenger RNA. NCBI's taxonomy places the organism in Eukaryota, Metazoa, Arthropoda, Insecta, Lepidoptera, Papilionidae. The record is from the annotation of a GenBank genome assembly.
AUGAUAAAAUCCUUUUCAGAAACAGAGGGCAUAAGCAGUGGCUGUGAAGCGAGUGUUGUUAAAGAGGAGAUAGCGCGGGACUACGCCGCGCUGCAGUCGAGACUACGCAGAGAAUUUUCCGAUAGACGUGGCAAGAUGUACGCUGCAUCGCGACCAGUUGCUACAGAAGAGCAGCUGUCGGCUGACUUCCGCAAGAAGCUCACGGAGUGGCAGCGCAUGAAAGGUGUGAGGCAGCCGCCACCGGUACCAGCGCGACAGGAUCUCAGCGAAGACUUUCUCAAGAAAUGGGAUGAGUGGAAGCGCAUGAAAGAGACCAACUCUGUGCCAGCUUGGGAAGAAGAAGCGAAACCGGACGAAGUUUUAGUUCAAACAUCUACCGGACUCUUCAAAUUUCAAGGCAUUUCUCGAUCAUUCACCCGAAAGCUGCACGAAUGGGAGAAAUCCCGUGGCAUCGCGCCUGAAGCGUCCACGUCAGCUCUACUGCGGGCGGCGCGCGAACGCAACAAGACUCCAGCCGCGCCACUCACACGCGCUCAGUCCGACGGGAGCGUGGCGCCAUCUGUUGGCACUGGACGACGCCACGGCUCCAGUCUCAGCGUCAACGACGUUGAUGAUUUUGACUCCGAAUACGAUAGGGAGCACUCGCCUGACGGUGUUGACGAUAUUGAUGGGGAUAACACCCGAGGGGCAGUGCUGGUGGAAGUGGAAGCUGAGGAAGUCUGCACUGCUGCACCUCUGGUGGCGGUCUCCCCGUGUCACACUCCUCAGAAGCCAGUGUACACAUACGGCCAGGCAGAGGCACGCUUACUCUGUGAAACCAGUUCCGCCGUUACUGGAACUGCAGUCUUGCAGCCGAACGGUUCUGUCGUACUUUCAGAAACUCGCGGUGUGAAAUCAAAAGGCCAGUCUACAAAAUCAAAAUCAUCGCAUGAACAGAAUAAAACAACUGAAAAGUCUGUCAGAAGAAGAAUAAGUCAACAACCGAGCAUUGAAGAAGAUGCACUGUUUAUCAGGAAAACUAUAGAGGAAAUUGAAAGAGGAAGCUCUACCAGAUUUAAAGAUGACGUAACAACCUCAGAAACGGAAUUUAAAGACAUGCCGUCUACAAGCAAAGUAUCUAACUCAAGAAUUUAUAAACAAGAUGAUUCAAAAGAAAUUAAAAUUGGUAAGGAAAGUAACGAAGACCCAAAAGAUGAUUCUAAACGUAAAGAUGGCGAUAAAGGUAACGGUAAAAAGAAGACUAAAUCUAGAGCAAGGUUAGAAAGAGAACAAUCUAAGCCGUCAGAGAGUGAUACCGAGCAAGAUGUGGACACCGUAACGGUUGAAAUUCCUAGGAGACGAAAGAGACCACGAAAACCUUCUGAAAGACCUAGGAGUCCUCCAACAUCAUUUCACUCGGAUUCAGAGGGAGAGAUCUUUGUACUGAAACUCAAAGCUUCAGAACCCAGAGAGAAGUCACCGGAAGUGAUAGUCAAAACAACCAGAAAAAUAUUCUCGCCAGUUGUGCGAAGCGGGGAAACAGUGCCGAGAGCCGUUAUACCGGUGGACGUGGAAGACCUGGAUGAAGUGAGACCAUCCGUGGAAAGGAGUCCACGCACUUACGAUUUCAAGAAGAAAUCUGAAGCAGAAAAACGCAAAAAAGAGCUCAACAUGCGAUCCAAGAGUUCCGGCGAUCUUCAAGAUGGAAUUGACCAAAGACCGAAAACGAGACCACCACUUCCCACGUCUCCGUCAUCACAGCGUAAGCCACUUCAGAAAGAGGCGGCGCCUUCCAUUCGUAUUAUGAUACAACGUUAUAAUAAAAAAAUAAAUGAAGAAGGUCCCGUGUCAGGCGGAAGUAGUGGUGCCUCCUCACCUCCCUGGCGCUCUCCAACUGCUGAGCGGCGACGACCUCCAGAUAUGCCUCUUGGGAUUAAUAUAAGAAAUAACCCGUUCCUUGAAAGAGAAGUCCAGAAAUCGGCGAGUGCUUGUCAGCUAUCGAGACGAGAUCAAACUUCAGUCGAAAAACGCCUGACGCCAACCCCACAAACUUUGGAUGGAGUACUUAAGUCACACAGCGCAAAUACAUUGCUUCCGGAAAAAGAAAAUGAAUCAACGCCGCUACAAGGGAAUAAAGAAGAUAGCCAAGAGACGAUACAAUAUAAUACUGAAAGCACCGAUACAGUAGUUCAAAGCGUGUCCUCUAAUUUACCAGAUCAGAGCCAAGCGGAACCAGAACCUCAUCCCGUAUUAAGGCAGCUGUCAGAUACUAUAGUGCCAAGCUUAUCCAGGUUUUUAACGAAUAACACUGGGUUUUAUGAGAGAUCUUUCUCAACGAUGGAACCCGAGAAUUUCUUAACAGAAAGCAGUACCGUGGCAUCAAGUCUCUCAGAGCGCGCAGCAAAGAUUCGAGCUGCAAGGGAAAAAUUCCUGGCAUCCCCUCCGUCGAUAAGGAGGGAAGGUACGAACUCAGCUAAUGAUUUGAGACCCGGCGACAGAAACAGCCGCAUUAGCUGUGAGAGUGAUGUGACAGAAACACAGAGUUCUAGCACGCAGGAACAAAGCUUGGGGCGAAGUAUUUCAACUGGCAUGGUCAAUGUGGACAGGGAAGCAUGGCAGAGAGUAGCCGAAGUAUCACGUCGAGAUCGUCCCCGCUCGCGGUUCAGCCUUGCUCGCCUCGCCGCCAAGUUGCGACGCAAGGACGAAGGAGCUGUGUCACGCUUAUGUCGCCAAAGUCUACUUGUCCAAUUAAGAAAUAAGCAGUAA